AGUGGAUAUCCUUCAAAAUCUUUGCCAUCAAGUUUCCAACCAGAUGAGCUUGUUAAACUUCUUACGUGCAACAGCAAAAUUGAAUUACUUUGGGAAGCAUUAAAGCAUUUUGACAACUUGAAGUCCAUCAAAUUGAACGAUUCUAUAAAUCUCAUUGCAACCCCUGAUUUUAGUGGAGUCCCAAAUCUUGAAGGUUGUAUAAAUCUACUUGAGGCUCACCCAUCUAUUGCAGUUCAUAAAAAGCUCACUCUUCUUAAUUUAAAAGGUUGCAAAAACUUUAAUUGCCUUCCAAGCAAGAUUGAAAUGGAGUCUCUUGAGAUUCUUAUUCUUUUAGGUUGUUCAAAAAUUAAGAGAAUUCCAGAAUUUAUGGGAAAUAUAGAAAGGUUACAGAUUCUUCGCUUAGAUGGUACUUCUAUUAUAGAACUUCCCUCUUCAAUUAAACAUUUGAUAAACAUUUAUUCAGUGAAUCUAAGUGAUUGCAAAAAUCUUGUGUAUAUUCCUGGCAACAAUUUUAGCUUCAUGUGGCUUGAAGAUCUCAAUGUAGCUAGCAGUUUGAAAAUUGACAGACAGUCAAAGAGCUUUUUAAGCUUAUACCUUUCAAACCCAAAUUCAAUAGAAUCCUUGCUUAGAGAUAUGAGCUUUUUAAAGAUAUGGAUUCCAACAGGGUAUCGGCUUUCCAAAAGCCUAAAUUCUAUUCUUGUCUGGGCUCCAAAUCUAGACCAUUUAAAGGUAUUGGAUCUGAGAGACUGCAAUCUUCAAUCAAUCCCUAGUAGUAUCCGUUGCUUAUCCUCUUUAUAUACUUUAAAUCCAAGUGGAAAUAAAUUUGAGUGCCUUCUUGAGAGCAUCAUUCAAUUAUCUAAAUUGAAGACUAUUGAUUUGAACGAUUGCAUAAGGCUUCGUUCAUUGCCACUGCUUCCAUCUAGCACUUCGCUUGUUGGUGUAGGAAUCUAUGAGGAACCCGAAAUACAUUCUGUGGCGACCCUUAGUAUUGUUAUUCUUGGAAGUGAAAUUCUGAGAUGGUUUAAACAUCAGAAUGUAGGGAGGAUGGAAUCUACAAUCUUUAGCUAUAUGUUUGCUCGGAUUGGAUCACAUCACCUUUGGCUGCUCUAUUUUCACCCUGAAUGUUUUGAUGAGAAUGCUAGAGCAGUAUUGAGUCAAAUUGAAGAGAAUAAGAUCUUUCAGAUGGAAGUUAGAUUUGAAGAUUGUGACAACCCAUGCUUAGAGGUUAAGAAAUGUGGAUUUCGAAUGGUAUACGAGCAAGACAUUGAAGAUAUCAGAGAAAUGAUGGCUCCCCACAGCAAAAGCUGCAGCAUCAGUCCUUACGAGGGUUCAGAUGCUCAACAUGAUUUUGACAAUUCAAUGGUGGUAAAAGAAGGUAGCAAAAUUAAGCGAAGCCAUGAUAACUACAAUGGGGCUAGGCCUAGUGGUGAAGGCAGCUCUAAUGAUGUACCACACUCAAAGAGGAUUCAAAGAUAA
This is a messenger RNA of Quercus lobata, 1476 nucleotides long. Its product is annotated as disease resistance-like protein DSC1. NCBI's taxonomy places the organism in Eukaryota, Viridiplantae, Streptophyta, Magnoliopsida, Fagales, Fagaceae. The coding region runs from base 304 to 1476 and encodes 390 amino acids. The transcript is spliced from 4 exons. The record is from RefSeq and is a predicted model, not a curated record. Gene Ontology annotation, molecular function: protein binding.